GGGCCCCGCCACCGACGCCCGCGUGUUCCCGCAGAGCUUCGGCGGCCGGAGGAGCCCGCUCGAGGCACGGGCCUGUUCGAGGCGGCUAACCGGGAGUUCGAGAGCACGGAGUCAGGAAGUGACACUUCAGACAUUUCAGAAGAGCUUUCUACACAAGAUGGAGAGGGAAAGUCCCCAGGAAAAACGACAUCGGGUUUGAAAACUGGACCAGGGGACUCUGCCCUCCCUGACACACCGUUACAGAGGGAAGAAAGACCAAGCACCUGCUCUUCUUCCAGUGUGGUGGGAGAAGUAGUAAAAACUAUGCAGCACUUCAUGGAGAAGUUCAGCAUGGACCUGCUCACUGUCACACAGGCCUUUCUGAAAAACACUGGUGAAGUGGAGACUACUUUAUACUUCCUGCAGACAGGGCAGCGCUUGGAUGGGUACCCUGUAUGGAGCAGAGAGGAUGAUUUGGAAUUGCAAAAAGAUGAUGAACAUGUCAGAAAUAAAUUGAUAGCAAAAUUUGGAGCUGAAAAUGUAGCAAAACGGGUAGUAUUUAGGAAAAGUUAGAUAGCAAAGCAGAGGGGAAUGACUGAUCUAGGACUGUGGCAAGAACUAAAAGUAAUUUCAGAAGUGCAGAUGUGAUGGAAAACAAUGCAACAUUCUGAAAUUUCAGAAAUGCUUUAAAAUCCUUUUUGUAAAAGACCUAUUUUGUAUUUAUUUUUCUAAUACCGAGUAGGCUAAACAUUUAAAAGCAGAAAAUGGUGAAAAGAAAGGUUCUGUACAGUAUCAAGUUUUCACUGAAAGUUUGCUUUAAAGUGUGUGUCUAGUCUAUAAAGCAGCUGACAGUCCUACCUGUACGUUGCUGUGUGCAAAGGAUUUUGGAUAGGGUUGGGACUAAAAUCUGACAGAAUCACAUUAAGUGCUCUAACCCAUAAUGCAUUAUUAGUGCACAACAGCAGCCUGUCAUGUGCCUAACUUCAA
This is a messenger RNA of Athene cunicularia (burrowing owl), 966 nucleotides long. It is a transcript of the gene TERF2IP, whose product is annotated as TERF2 interacting protein. The record is from RefSeq and is a predicted model, not a curated record. Lineage: Eukaryota; Metazoa; Chordata; Aves; Strigiformes; Strigidae. Gene Ontology annotation, biological process: telomere maintenance via telomere lengthening; regulation of DNA-templated transcription. The annotation marks the transcript as partial. Gene Ontology annotation, cellular component: shelterin complex. Gene Ontology annotation, molecular function: telomeric repeat DNA binding. The transcript has 2 exons.